GUUAGAGCAACGGCAGUCCUCACAGUGCUGCUCAUUCUGUCUGCGAGUGUGAUCUGCGCGCACGGCACGACGCUUGAGGACGACCUCCACAUCGUCCACAAUCUUGACAACAGGAGUCCAGAGAUUGACCCGUUCUGGUAUGUGGGCCGUGGGGUGAGGCCCAUUGGCCGCUUUGGAAAGAGGCAGAGCAGCAGCAGCCUGAGGCCUGCAGUCAGUCACCUGGAGCUGCUUCUCCAUAGCCUGAGGGACAAAGACGUGCAGAGUCUUGGCAAGAUACUGGCAGGCGAGGAUUACGACAGGUUACCAUGA
Messenger RNA from Megalops cyprinoides (Indo-Pacific tarpon), 309 nucleotides. RefSeq names its product prolactin releasing hormone 2 (gene prlh2). The transcript has 2 exons. The annotation marks the transcript as partial. The record is from RefSeq and is a predicted model, not a curated record. NCBI's taxonomy places the organism in Eukaryota, Metazoa, Chordata, Actinopteri, Elopiformes, Megalopidae. Gene Ontology annotation, molecular function: hormone activity.